Molecule: messenger RNA, 1973 nt
Organism: Cuscuta epithymum
Lineage: Eukaryota; Viridiplantae; Streptophyta; Magnoliopsida; Solanales; Convolvulaceae
Source: the annotation of a GenBank genome assembly
UAAUCAUCAUGCAACUAUCGACACACUCACACACACGCAAAUUGGGUUGAUCUCUCUCACCUCUGUUUCCGUUCUGUAUAUAAAUGGAUCUCUGCUUUUUCAUCCCUUACGAUCACGCCGACUCUCUCACUCCAAUAUUUUACAAGGUGGAGGUGAAAUGGCCGCAGCUCCACACCCACAGUGCACGACAAGUAACGACGCGAACAAUUCUUCCAAUGAACACUCAAUCGAUGAUAUUGAAUGUGACCAGAUUGUUGUCCCAGAUAAAAAGGGGUGGAAGAAGUUUUUGGCAUAUUUGGGUCCAGGAUUUCUUGUUUCUAUUGCUUAUAUUGAUCCUGGAAAUUUUCAAAGUGACCUCCAAGCAGGAGCUCAGUACAAAUAUGGGUUACUGUGGAUUAUAUUGGUAGCUUCAUUUGCUGCUGUUAUUGUCCAAAUGCUGGCAGCAAACCUUGGAAUUGUUACAGGAAAGCAUUUAGCUGAACACUGUCGACAAGAGUAUCCAAAGAUCUUGAGUUUUAUCUUGUGGAUUAUAGCCGAAAUAACUAUAGUUGCAUGUGACAUCCCCGAAGUGAUUGGAACGGCUUUUGCACUGAACAUGCUCUUCAAUAUAGUGUUAUGGUGUGGCGUGCUAAUCACUGGCCUGAGUACAUUGGUCCUACUAUUACUGCAGCAAUACGGGGUGAGGAAACUUGAGAUCUUUAUUGCUUUGCUUGUGUUCACAAUUGCUGCAUGCUUCUUUGUGGAGCUUGGAUAUGCAAAACCUAAAUCAUCGGAAGUUUUACAUGGUCUUUUCGUUCCACAACUUGAAGGAGAUGGAGCCACUAAGCUAGCUGUCUCACUUCUUGGUGCUAUGGUUAUGCCGCAUAAUCUUUUCCUCCACUCGGCACUUGUCCUUUCUAGGAAAAUCCCCCGGUCUUUCAAUGGCAUCAAGGAUGCAAGAAAAUUUUAUUUGAUGGAAAGUGCAUUGGCAUUAAUGGUGGCAUUUCUGAUCAACGUUUCAGUUAUUUCAGUUAGUGGUGCGGUUUGCAAUUCACCAAAUUUGGACACUGCUGACAAACUCAAGUGCCAAGACUUGGAUUUGAACAAAGCUUCAUUUUUGCUUAAAAAUGUUCUUGGUAGAUGGAAUUCCAAGCUUUUUGCAAUUGCUUUGUUGGCUUCCGGACAGAGUUCUACCAUUACCGGGACAUAUGCUGGACAAUAUGUCAUGCAGGGGUUUCUAGAUUUGAAGCUGCAGCCCUGGAUUAGGAACUGUCUGACUCGAUGCUUAGCAAUUAUCCCAAGCCUUAUUGUUGCGAUCAUCGGCGGGUCGAAUGGUGCUGGAAACCUAAUUAUCAUUUCAUCGAUGAUUUUAUCGUUUUCGCUUCCUUUUGCUCUCAUUCCUCUUUUGAAGUUCACAAGUAGUAGAUUGAAGAUGGGUGUACACACCAACUCAUAUUUUAUUUCAGCCUCAACAUGGGUUAUCGGGGCUCUUAUAAUAGGCAUCAACGUGUACUAUCUAGUAGAGAAAUUAGUUAUAUCUCUCCGUAGCAGCCAUCUUAAAUUUGUGGGAACUGUGUUUUGUGGAAUCUUGGGAUUUUCAGCCAUGCUCGUGUAUUUGGCCAGCAUUGCUUACUUGGUGAUUCGGAAGAACAAGGAAGGUGGUGCGCACUUGCUAGCAUUGACCACGUCUGAAAUCCCUGCUACCACCAUUGCUUCCGGUGACUUUUCCGUACAUUGUGAUGCAGGGAAAAUUUGCAAAACAAAUAUCAAUAGUGCCUCAAAGGUUUAGGAUUUCGAAUGUGAAGAGCAAGUUUAUUAUUAAUAUUAUCAAGGAUUAAAGAUGGUGUUGGAAACAUGAUAUUGAUACGCUAUUAGUGUACAUAAAUUGUGAAUGAAGUUUUAUGUUUGCAUUACCCUUUUAUAGUGAUUCACAAAAUCUAAGGCAAGAUGUAUGCUAAAUAACGUGUUUCGAAAUAUUAUGUUAGUUGGGUUGA